UAUCUUGUUGUUUUACCUCGCCCAAUACUUGAGAACGUACGCCGCAAGAAGAAAUUGUAACUGGAGGGUUCCAACAAAAAUCAACAAAGAACAGUGCUUAGGAGUAAGCACGCCCUAUGUCAAAAAAUAUAAAGGCCUUGGAGCAGCUCUCCACCAUCGACCUAAACUUGCGUUUCCUCGUCGUCUAUAUUUCCUGAUGGCUUCGAUCGAAUUGAAAGAGCGCCAGAUUGCUCCUGGCGGCGUUGUAGAUGGCGAACCUACACCAUUCCCCUUGGAUCCAGCCCCCACCACCGCCGAGGACACCCCGCCCCCAGCUCACCAGCAGCCCAGUGGAAUUCGCCUCAUUUUGUUAACGAUUGGGAUCAUGACCAGCAUUUUUCUAGCCGCGUUGGAUUCCACCAUUGUCACGACAGCUAUUCCAGCGAUCACUACUGAAUUUGGCACUAUUUCGAACAUCGCCUGGUAUGGCGCUGGAUACGGCUGCACACAGACAGCGUUUCAAUCGGCCUGGGGAAAGGCAUACAAAUACUUUCCACUCAAGACCGGAUUUCUUCUCGCAGUUGCUAUCUUUGAAGCGGGCAAUGUAAUCUGUGCGGUUGCGAGUAGCAGUACUGUGCUGGUUCUGGGCAGAGUUGUUGCGGGCCUUGGGGGUGGAGGUGUGAUGACUGGAGCUUUUACCAUGGUCGCUUUAAGCGUGAAAGAAGAAUAUAGAGCAGCUUAUAUGGGGGUUUCAGGCGUGACUUUCAGCACAGCGAGUGUAGUUGGACCACUGAUGGGAGGCGCACUAACUGAUGGGAUCGGAUGGCGGUGGUGUUUCUGGGUCAGUCUUCCGGUCGGCGCGUUGGCAGCAUUUAUUGUUAGCUUCGCCUUCCGCUCGCCAAUUCCUCCGGAGACUGGUACUAUCAAGGAGCGCCUCACUCACCUGGACCUUCACGGUGGGGUGCUUAUCGCCGGCUUCUUGUGUUGCUUCGUCUACGCCAUGCACUGGGGAGGAACCCAUCCUUGGAGCUCCGCUAGUGUCAUCGGAACCCUUUUCGGCUUCUCCGCCCUGUGCAUAGCUUUUGUCGUCAAUGAGUGGUGGAUGGGCGACAAGGCUAUGGUUCAAGGCCGCUUCCUUAGAAACAGAGUCAUACUCUCUAAUCUAGGUUUCGUCUUCUUUCUUGCAGGCCUAUUCUUCCCGCUUCUUUACACCCUUCCGGUACAAUACCAGUCUGUGGAUGGUGCAUCUGCUUCCCAGAGCGGGAUCAGACUGAUACCACUCGUUAUGGGCGUCUCAGUAUUUACACUAGUAGCCAACGGAAUCCUAACAUACUGGCGACACUAUCGGCCAUUCCUAGUCCUGGGAUCGGUUUUGGGUACUGCGGGCGCAGUAUGCAUCUAUACAAUGAACGCACAACCCUCGCCCGCAACUUGGAUAGGCUUCGAACUCUUGACCGCAGUUGGCGUCGGUCUCGCCCUUCAAGUUCCCAUGUUAUCCAAUCAAACAUGCGUGGGUGUCGGCGACAUUGCCUCCAUCACUGCUAUAACGCUGUUCGUUGAGAACUGUGGCACUACUCUUUUUGUCGCGAGUAAUGAGGCCGCUUUCACGAAAUCGCUCAUCGAGAGCUUGGCUAAGAACAUCCCGAGUUUGAAUCCGGAGACUGUGCUCAACGCAGGUGCAACACAGCUUAGGCACGUGUUUGCUGGACUUGAGCUCGAAGGAGUGUUGCAGAGUUAUCUGGAUGGAAGUAAAGUCAGUCAUAUACUCCCAGUGGCUUGUGGGAUUGUUGCCUGUUUGAUCUCGGGAAGCGAUGCAAGCGGUGAGAUGAUAAGAUGGGCCUCACGAAGGUGGAGAAAGGCCGCCGAGUAA
Molecule: messenger RNA, 1849 nt
Organism: Periconia digitata
Lineage: Eukaryota; Fungi; Ascomycota; Dothideomycetes; Pleosporales; Periconiaceae
Source: the annotation of a GenBank genome assembly